This is a messenger RNA of Symphalangus syndactylus (siamang), 7106 nucleotides long. It is a transcript of the gene ATP8B1, whose product is annotated as ATPase phospholipid transporting 8B1. Gene Ontology annotation, molecular function: magnesium ion binding; ATP binding; ATPase-coupled intramembrane lipid carrier activity. NCBI's taxonomy places the organism in Eukaryota, Metazoa, Chordata, Mammalia, Primates, Hylobatidae. The record is from RefSeq and is a predicted model, not a curated record. Gene Ontology annotation, biological process: Golgi organization; phospholipid translocation. Gene Ontology annotation, cellular component: plasma membrane; trans-Golgi network.
UUUAAAGCUGGCCUUUGAAGGCACAUUCAUUCCAUUGAAAUCAGGGCAUUCUGGACCAGACUGCUUGAUAUCUGGCCUUGCCUCUGCCACCUGCUUCCUGUCCCUACCGAUCUCACCUUUGCCCCUCUGUGAAGUGGAGCUCUUACUACCUGCCUUUCUCCACCUCUCAGGGAAGGUAAAAGGAUCAGAGAGGGGCAUAUGUGUCUGAGCCCUUUAUCAACUGCUGAGCAGUGUCCAGACAGAUAUGAAUAAUAUUGAGGUUAUUAUCUGUGUCAGAGAAAGGAACAGAUUUUUAAAGUCUUUACCAAUAGGCAAUUUAUUUAUUUAUUUUUGAGACAGUCUCACUCUGUCACCCAGGCUGGAGUGUAGUGGUGCUAUCUCAGCUCACUACAACCUCCACACCCCCUGGGUUCAAACAAUUCUCCUGCCUCAGCCUCUUGAGUAACUGAGGUUACAGGCUCCAGCCCCCACACCCAGCUAAUUUUUGCUUUUUUAGUAGAGAUGGGGUUUCACCAUGUUAGCCAGGCUGGUCUUGAACUCCUGAUCUCAAGUGAUCUGCCCGCCUCGGCCUGCCAAAGUGCUGGGAUUACAGGGGUGAGCCACCGCACCUGGCCCCAGGAGGCAAUUUUGAAUUCUCCUUGUGUUGGUUUUGGUUACUAUGCUACCAUUUAAAAGAGGAUAAAGUUCUGUUUUUGACCAGUUUUCUGACCAGUUUUCAAGGCAUUUAUUGAGUGCUCACGAGGUUGCCGGCACUUUACAUAUUAGCUCAUUUAAUCCUCCAAACGACCAUGUGAGAUGAAUAUUAUUGGUCUGUAUUACCCAUGAUGAAUCGGAGGCCCAGGGAGGUGCAGCAGCCUGCCCAAGGUCACACAGCAAGCGGUAGAGUCGGGACAUUGCUCCCUCUGCUCCUUGUGCCUCACGCUCCAGAUGUGCAUACACUGCUUUACAGACAGCGGAAAUCAUGAGACUGAAAACUAGGGCUGUCUUUGCUUCAUAGAUCAGUCAACUGACUGUUGGAAAUCUAUCACACUUUUUCGGUUUUUUUUUUUUUUUUGGAGAAAAAAAUACUUAAAACCAAUUAACCACUUCUUAAUUUUAAAGGCUAAUUGGUUAAAAACCAAUUAACCACUUCUUAAUUGUAAAGGCUUAACUGACAAAGACACUGCAUUCCCUUUAAGGCCCCGAGGCUAUACCCAAAUUGGAUUAUGGGCAGUUGCCUGAUGGAGCUUUGUGUUGUCAGGUUGGUCUCAAACUCCUGAACUCAAGUGAUCUGCCUGCCUCUGCCUCCCAAAGGGCUGCGAUUACAGGCGUGAGCCACCGCGCCCGACUGACUGUUUAUUCUCAACUAUAAAACUGCUAUUAUUUCCACGAGAGAUUCUAAAGCUUUACAAAGACAUAAGAUCCUAACAUGCCCUGUCAGAACAGAAUGGUGAGGUUGAGAAUGAACGUACCUAGUCCAUGGAAAUUCCUGAGUAUUCGUGAAUCCUAUAUAAAGCCGUCAGUCAUGAGAAGGCAGCCUCACCCUUGAGAGCACCUGUCCCCGGCCUGCCUUUGUGCCCACCCACGACCUUACCUUGCACUAUGGUGGGGUAAUUGGGAGUAAAGCUAAGACCUCCUUUUCCAAAUAAAAUUGUCUUUCAAAAACGUGUGAUCCAGUUAUUCACUCUGGAAAAGAAUUUGACAGAGACGAAACAGAAUUUCUUAACAAAUAUGUGUUAUAGAAUCAUCUUAAUGUGAUUAAAUAUUAGACACUACAUUUUCAAACAGCACUUUGGUAUUCCUAGCUGGUGGUAAAGUUCAAGUUAAUGAGAAGGAUGUUUGUGGUCACCUCAGUCCUAACCUUCACAACAACAAACAGUGAAGGGAACCAACAUUUCCCAAGGUCAGAAAUUUUCUCUCGUUCAGAGGAUAACCUUAUCCAAACCUGAAGUUCCAAGGUGAACAGAGUUUGAAAACAGAAACAGCUAAUUAUUUAGCCUUCAUGUCCAGAGAAACCAAUUUAAAAUUUAAGAUGUCACUUGAAAUCACAGACCAGUACCUCCAAAGAGAAGAUGCAUUGGCAACAUUUGAUGGUUUUAUUGAAUGUGAAGAACCCAAUAACCGACUAGAUAAGUUUACAGGAACACUAUUUUGGAGAAACACAAGUUUUCCUUUGGAUGCUGAUAAAAUUUUGUUACGUGGCUGCGUAAUUAGGAACACUGAUUUCUGCCACGGCUUAGUCAUUUUUGCAGGUGCUGACACUAAAAUAAUGAAGAAUAGUGGGAAAACCAGAUUUAAAAGAACUAAAAUUGAUUACUUGAUGAACUACAUGGUUUACACGAUCUUUGUUGUUCUUAUUCUGCUUUCUGCUGGUCUUGCCAUCGGCCAUGCUUAUUGGGAAGCACAGGUGGGCAAUUACUCUUGGUACCUCUAUGAUGGAGAAGACGCUACACCCUCCUACCGUGGAUUCCUCGUUUUCUGGGGCUAUAUCAUUAUUCUCAACACCAUGGUACCCAUCUCUCUCUAUGUCAGCGUGGAAGUGAUUCGUCUUGGACAGAGUCACUUCAUCAACUGGGACCUGCAAAUGUACUAUGCUGAGAAGGACACACCUGCAAAAGCUAGAACCACCACACUCAAUGAACAGCUUGGGCAGAUCCAUUAUAUCUUCUCUGAUAAGACGGGGACACUCACACAAAAUAUCAUGACCUUUAAAAAGUGCUGUAUCAACGGGCAGAUAUAUGGGGACCGUCGGGAUGCCUCUCAACACAACCAUAACAAAAUAGAGCAAGUUGAUUUUAGCUGGAAUACAUAUGCUGAUGGGAAGGUUGCAUUUUACGACCACUAUCUGAUUGAGCAAAUCCAAUCAGGGAAAGAGCCAGAAGUACGACAGUUCUUCUUCUUGCUCGCAGUUUGCCACACGGUCAUGGUGGAUAGGACUGAUGGUCAGCUCAACUACCAGGCAGCCUCUCCCGAUGAAGGUGCCCUGGUAAACGCUGCCAGGAACUUUGGCUUCGCCUUCCUUGCCAGGACCCAGAACACCAUCACCAUCAGUGAGCUGGGUACUGAAAGGACUUACAAUGUUCUUGCCAUUUUGGACUUCAACAGUGACCGGAAGCGAAUGUCUAUCAUUGUAAGAACCCCAGAAGGCAAUAUCAAGCUUUACUGUAAAGGUGCCGACACUGUUAUUUAUGAACGGUUACAUCGAAUGAAUCCUACUAAGCAAGAAACACAGGAUGCCCUGGAUAUCUUUGCAAAUGAAACUCUUAGAACCCUAUGCCUUUGCUACAAGGAAAUUGAAGAAAAAGAAUUUAUAGAAUGGAAUAAAAAGUUUAUGGCUGCCAGUAUGGCCUCCACCAACCGGGACGAAGCUCUGGAUAAAGUAUACGAGGAGAUUGAAAAAGACUUAAUUCUCCUGGGAGCUACAGCUAUUGAAGACAAGCUACAGGAUGGAGUUCCAGAAACCAUUUCAAAACUUGCAAAAGCUGACAUUAAGAUCUGGGUGCUUACUGGAGACAAAAAGGAAACUGCUGAAAAUAUAGGAUUUGCUUGUGAACUUCUGACUGAAGACACCACCAUCUGCUAUGGGGAGGAUAUUAAUUCUCUUCUUCAUGCAAGGAUGGAAAACCAGAGGAAUAGAGGUGGCGUCUCUGCAAAGUUUGCACCUCCUGUGCAGGAAUCUUUUUUUCCACCCGGUGGAAACCGUGCCUUAAUCAUCACUGGUUCUUGGUUGAAUGAAAUUCUUCUCGAGAAAAAGACCAAGAGAAGUAAGAUUCUGAAGCUGAAGUUCCCAAGAACAGAAGAAGAAAGACGGAUGCGGACCCAGAGUAAAAGGAGGCUAGAAGCUAAGAAAGAGCAGCGGCAGAAAAACUUUGUGGACCUGGCCUGCGAGUGCAGCGCAGUCAUCUGCUGCCGCGUCACCCCCAAGCAGAAGGCCAUGGUGGUGGACCUGGUGAAGAGGUACAAGAAAGCCAUCACGCUGGCCAUCGGAGACGGGGCCAAUGACGUGAACAUGAUCAAAACUGCCCACAUUGGCGUUGGAAUAAGUGGACAAGAAGGAAUGCAAGCUGUCAUGUCGAGUGACUAUUCCUUCGCUCAGUUCCGAUAUCUGCAGAGGCUACUGCUGGUGCAUGGCCGAUGGUCUUACAUAAGGAUGUGCAAGUUCCUACGAUACUUCUUUUACAAAAACUUUGCCUUUACUUUGGUUCAUUUCUGGUACUCCUUCUUCAAUGGCUACUCUGCGCAGACUGCAUAUGAGGACUGGUUCAUCACCCUCUACAACGUGCUGUACACCAGCCUGCCCGUGCUCCUCAUGGGGCUGCUCGACCAGGAUGUGAGUGACAAACUAAGCCUCCGAUUCCCUGGGUUAUACAUAGUGGGACAAAGAGACUUACUAUUCAACUAUAAGAGAUUCUGUGUAAGCUUGUUGCAUGGGGUCCUAACAUCGAUGAUCCUCUUCUUCAUACCUCUUGGAGCUUAUCUGCAAACCGUAGGGCAGGACGGAGAGGCACCUUCCGACUACCAGUCUUUUGCUGUCACCAUUGCCUCUGCUCUUGCAAUAACAGUCAAUUUCCAGAUUGGCUUGGAUACUUCUUAUUGGACUUUUGUGAAUGCUUUUUCAAUUUUUGGAAGCAUUGCACUUUAUUUUGGCAUCAUGUUUGACUUUCAUAGUGCUGGAAUACAUGUUCUCUUUCCAUCUGCAUUUCAAUUUACAGGCACAGCUUCAAACGCUCUGAGACAGCCAUACAUUUGGUUAACUAUCAUCCUGACUGUUGCUGUGUGCUUACUGCCCGUCGUUGCCAUCCGAUUCCUGUCAAUGACCAUCUGGCCAUCAGAAAGUGAUAAGAUCCAGAAGCAUCGCAAGCGGUUGAAGGCAGAGGAGCAGUGGCAGCGACGCCAGCAGGUGUUCCGCCGGGGCGUGUUAACGCGGCGCUCGGCCUACGCCUUCUCGCACCAGCGGGGCUACGCGGACCUCAUCUCCUCCGGGCGCAGCAUCCGCAAGAAGCGCUCGCCGCUUGAUGCCAUCGUGGCCGAUGGCACCGCAGAGUACAGGCGCACCGGGGACAGCUGAUCCCUCACCCCCAGGCCGGGAUGAGGCCACAAAGCACGUCUAUUUUUUUAUGAAAGACUCUCAGGACUUUGUGUGUGUGUGUGAAUUGCAUUCAUCACAAACAUAUUGAAGACAAUAAAUAAUCUUUAUAACAAACUCCUUGGGUUGGACUAUUAAACAAUAGCAGAGCCCAGAAAUAGGACUUUUAAAAGUCCUAUUAUCCGGCCGGGCGUGGUGGCUUAGAUCUGUAAUCCCAGCACUUUAGGAGGCUGAGGAGGGGAGAUCACCUGAGGCCAGGAGUUCGAGGCCAGCCCAGCCAACAUGGUGAAACCCUGUCUCUACCACAAAUUAAAAAAUUAGCCGGGCUUCGUGGUGGGCACCCAUAAUCCCACCUAUUUGAGAGCCUGAAGCAGGAGAAUCGCUUGAACCUGGGAGAUGGAGGUUACAGUGAGCCGAGAUUGUGCCACUGCACUCCAGCCUGGGUGACAGAGCAAGACUCUGUCUUAAGAAAAAUUUAAAAAUAGGCCAGGCACGGCGGCUCAUGCCUGUCAUCCUAGCACUUUGGGAGGCCAAGGCAGGUGGAUCACUUGAGGUCAGGAGAACCAGCCUGGCCAACAUGGUGAAACCCCAUCUCUACUAAAAAUACAAAAAUUAGCUGGAAAUCGCUUGAACCUGGGAGAUGGAGGUUCCAGUGAGCCGAGAUCAUGGCACUGCACUCCAGCCUGAGCAACAGAGUGAGACUCCAUCUCAAAAAAAUUUUUUUAAUAAUAAUAAAAGUCCUAUUAUUCAACUGGUUAUGUACAUUAUGGUUGAAAGGGAACGUUUUAAUCCAGUUCAAUCCAGGGCAAUAGAAUUACAAAGCAUGUUGUAUUUCAGUUCAAAUGGUAUUGUAUUAUAAAAUUACAGUUACAUUUUCCUUUCUGUGAUCUUCAGCAUAAUUUCCCAGAGGCUCCUUUUUCCCCCCAUAGGCCAUCUUAUUAACAGAUUUUAAAAUUUAUAGUAAUAACAAAUGACUUACCAGUGUUCAUCAUCUGAAAGCUAAGUGGUUCAAUCACUUUUUCAAAGUUGAUAGUAGAUUGCAUCGUUUCAUGUUUCCUCAUAUUGGUUUAAUAAUUCUAUUUAAUCAAGGAAAAUAACUUCAGAUUCCAUAAAGUUUCAGUUUAUUUUUGGUUUACUACUAGGUGAGAUAGCACAUUACAUACUUUUACUAUCAAUAUUAUUUUAGCAGCUUCCCAUAGUACCAAAUGAUUUGAGUCCCUACCCUCAUUUUUUAAAGCAUCUAAAUAUUUAUGGGCUUAAAAAAGGGGUUUUUAAAAACUCAGGAUAUCAGUAAUAAAUUGCAGAAUAUUUUGCGAAGCUUUCUUUUGGAAAGCAAACUUUUCUGCCUGCCUAUAUGUAAAGUAUUUUAUAAGGGACUUGAACAGAGACCUCACUCUUUUUCACUUGUCUUAUGUUGAGAGAAAAGGUUAUUGGCAGCCACAUUCCUAAGACUGGGGAAUGGUGUGUCCUUUUAAAUUUGAAGAUAACUUUAGGUAAUUAUGGAAACUCCUCAAGGAGGUAAAAGUAAUUUUUUUCCAGACAUUUUUCUCAUUCUGUAUCUUUCACACACUAGUUUCCAUAGUUCAAUAAUUCUAUUUUUUACCAUUGGGCUGUGAAUGUUCACAAUAUCAGUCCUGUUGAAUUCCUAUGAGGUAAUCACAAUGUGUAUAUAGUUCAUUUUCUAGGUAUGAUAAAAGAAUGUAUGGCUUUUUAUUCUGUGGAAGUAAAAUCCUGAACGUUUACAACUUUUUCUUAACUUGUAAAUAAAAAAUUAUGUUUUUUUCUUUUUUUUACAGAAAAGUUAGCUUGUGUAAUUCUGUUAGUUUCAGAUUUCUCUCUUGUUUUUACAAAUUGUGGGAAAGACUGACAAUGCAAAUGUGUCAAAGACAUACUGUUGGGUGCAAUAUUAACAAUUUUAAAAUGCAAAUUUCUUUGGAUAAAUUAUUUCUAUAUUCUGUAAAUCUGAGAUUUAAUGUAUAUUUUGUUUAAAAAAAUGAUUUAGUAAAAUCUUUGAAAAGUAUAAUCUUCUAAAGUAUUUAAA